Messenger RNA from Camelina sativa (false flax), 1385 nucleotides. Its product is annotated as F-box protein At2g21930-like. NCBI's taxonomy places the organism in Eukaryota, Viridiplantae, Streptophyta, Magnoliopsida, Brassicales, Brassicaceae. The record is from RefSeq and is a predicted model, not a curated record. Gene Ontology annotation, molecular function: protein binding.
CAUUUCCUUCUUCUCUUGGUUUAGAAGAUAAGAUUUGUGGAGCGAGACCACUCAACACGGUUCAUUGGUAUCACCGCCAUGGAAAGACAAGAACAAGAACAAGAGGCAAACAAGAAGAUCUGUACUGAUGUGACAAGCACAAACCCGAUUCCAGAUGACUCCAUCGAGGAGAUACUCAAAGCAUCGAGUGUUGAAACCCUAGCGAGGUUUCGCUGCGUAUCGACGCAAUAUGCAUCCAUGAUUCGCAGUCGAGAGUUCAUAAAAUCGCACUUGAUCAAGUCUUGUACUCGUCCUCUCAGAAGCCUCAUCUUCACAUUCAUGGAGAUGUACGGUUUGGGGAAUCAAUUCGUCUUCUCAGCCAGUCAACCUCAAAAUCAAGGUGAAUCAUCUUCUUCAGCAACUUACCAUAUGAGUUGCCUAAAUCAACUGCACACAACUUCUUCUGCUUCUGUUCAUGGUUUGUUUUGCCAUGGUAAGAUGGAGAUAUAUAACCCUAGCACUACAAAAUCCAUUACUUUGCCUAAUAAUUCCGCAGAUUACAUUUACUUGGGUUAUGAUCCCAUCAAUGGUGAUUACAAAGUGUUGUGUCUGGUAAAAGCACAAGACUUACAUAUUUUGACUGUGGUAAAGGAUACUUUUUGGAGGAAGAUUCAAGAUUUUUCUCCUCACUUUCGUUGUUCUCCUUAUUCUCCUGAUCUAUCUCUCAAUGGUGUUUUGUAUUAUGGAGUUUAUCAUGAUCUCCAUGAUGGAAUUCUUCUCCACCCUGAUCAUUUGAUUCCUGUGAUUAUGAGUUUUGAUGUUAGGUCCGAAAAAUUUGAUCUCAUAAACCUACCAGAGUUACCAGACAAUCUCAUGCAUCCAAUUCUCACAACCUACGAGGGAAGGCUUACAUUCUUUUGCAAUUUAAGACAUGGUGAUUCUAACUUCAUUUUGUGGGUUCUAGAGGAUGCUGUGAAACAUGAAUGGUCGAAACACUUGUACGUUCCACCUCCAUUAGAUGGCCAUACUUAUGAUGAUUUUCUUGCCUUUUGUUUUACUGAUGGAGGGGAAUUUGUUUUGGCACCCCGACUGUUUCAUAUUGAAGAACCAUUUUUUGUUGUCUAUUAUGAUAUCAAGAAAAAUGCUGUGAAAAGAGUCUUCAUAGAAGGAAUAUUCACAUAACUGGAUGAGGAGCCAUUUUAUAUGACACAAUCUAUCUUCCCUGGUCAGAUUGAUAAUCCCAUGUUUCUUUAAGUUUUUUCGCUCUUAUCUCCAUUGAAAUGUUUGUUCUUAAUUAAGUUAUAAUAAUUACUUGGGAGAUUUCAUGAUCUUUUUUUUUUCUUUUUUUUUUGGCAAAACUUUGUUUAUGUAUUCAUACUCUCGACAUUGUCUCUGGUUUUGCUUAA